Messenger RNA from Brugia pahangi, 1470 nucleotides. Lineage: Eukaryota; Metazoa; Nematoda; Chromadorea; Rhabditida; Onchocercidae. The record is from the annotation of a GenBank genome assembly.
AUGGGUCGUGGUCGAAGUCGGAGUGAAAGUUCUAGCAAAAGUCGUAGCCGUAGUCGUAGUCGAAGUCCUAAUAGUGGUCAUCGUGGCCGUAGUCAUAGCAGGCGACGUGGUCGUACGAGAAGUCGAAGCCAUCACCAUGAUCGUCGAAGCAGAAGUCGUUCGAGUGAUCGAGAAACGACAGAUUUGUUGAAACUUUGUUGGAAACCACUAAAAGAUGAUUCAAGAAAUUUUGAUGCUUGGACUCAUCUUCUGCAAUACAUCGAACAACUUGAUGAAACAAAAGCUGCUCGUGAAGCAUAUGAUGACUUUUUUAAGAGAUAUCCGUAUUGCUACGGAUAUUGGAGAAAAUAUGCUGAAUUUGAACGUCGUCAUAAACACUACGAUCGCUGCACUGAGGUUUAUGAACGUGGGGUCACGGCUAUACCACUGAGUGUUGAUCUUUGGCUUCAUUACAUUGCUUUCAUUAAAGAAAUCGUUCAACAUCAAGAGAAUGCAGUGCAAAAGACCAGAAUAAUUUAUGAUCAUGCAAUCGAAGCAUGCGGUAUGGAAUUUCGUUCAGAUAAGCUGUGGGAUGAAUAUAUUAACUGGGAGUUAAGUAAUGGUGAAACUGUACGAGCCGGAGCACUUUUUGAUCAGAUAUUAAGCAUACCCACUUUGCUGUACAGUAACCAUUUUGAUAAAUAUAAGACCUUCGUGAAUUCAAACGAGCCAGAUCGAGUAGUAAGUCAAGAUGAAUACAGUGAAAUUUUUGCAAAAGUUGAAGCAGAUUUGCAUAAUGUCGUUGAUGGUGAUCUAUUUCUUUUAGAAGAUUGCGUCGAUGAUUCUCCACCGGAUUACAUUCCGGAAAAUGGCGAAGAGCCACCGAAAAAGAUUUUUACGAGACGCAAGCACUGUGAAGAAGCCUUACGUGUUUUACGUGCAGAAAUACUCGAACGACGGAGUAAAAAAUAUUUAUUGAAUGAACAGGAAGUUAGUCGACGUUGGGCGUUUGAAGAGAAUAUAAAACGACCAUAUUUUCAUGUAAAACCACUGGAGCGAGCUCAAUUACGUAAUUGGCGUGCUUACCUUGACUUUGAAAUUGAGUGUGGUGAUAUCACACGUAUCAUUAUUCUAUUCGAAAGAUGUCUAAUCGCUUGUGCUUUGUAUGAAGAAAUGUGGAUUAAGUAUGCUCGUUACGUGGAGAGUAUUGGAGAAUCCAGCCGUGCUCGCAGUAUUUUUCGUCGAGCAACCGAAGUUCACUUACCUCGCAAACCGAAUGUUCAUCUUGCCUACAGCGCCUUCGAAGAAAAAAAUGGUAAUAACCACAGCAAAUGUGAUAUUUGUGAUAUACGAACCGGUGAUCUCUUUUUCCGUUCAUUCAUUCAUGUGGUUAACUUUGAUGAUAAGCUAAAGUAUUAUCACCGUCAGCAGACAACAUUCACUCAUGGUGCUCCACUCGUCCGACAACUAGAUGGCAAGUAUGGUUUUUAG